AUGGGGGAUUUAAAGCUCUGUCUUACUCUUCUCCUAACCACACUCACCUUGGCUUAUGCCCAGGAGGAGCGGGGAACCUGCCUGAUAAACCAAAGGUACAAAGCCUACCACAAGUAUGAAUACUUGUACGUAGCUGAGUCCUUGAACGCUAUCAAUGGAGCUUCACAUCUGAGGAACGGACCUAAGGCCACUUGCAAGGUUGAAAUUGAAGUACCUCAGCCUUGUAGUUUCAUCGUGCGCACCUCUGGCUGUAGCCUGAGUGAGGUGGUCGACAUGGACGCAGAGGGCAACCCCGUGUUCGGUCCAGCACCCAGCUCUGAUGACUUUGCUUCUGCAAUGGAGAGGUAUCCUCUGCAGGUUGUUGUUGAGGGUGUGUACGAUGUGGAACUGUACCCCGAGGACGGUGAGACGACAACAAUCCUGAACAUCAAGAGGGGAAUCAUCUCUGCCCUGGCUGUGCCUCUGCUGGAAGAAGACAAGAAUAAGAACAUGCCAACUAUCCACGGCAAGUGCAAGACCAGUUAUUCCAUCAACGCUAGAGAGGACAUUGCAACUGAUAUCAGCCUCACCAGGGACCUGUCCGGAUGUGAUGAAUUUAAACCCAUCAGAGAUCACACCAGCCCUUUGGCGCUUAUCUCUGGCAUGCACUACCCUCUUGCCCAGCUGGUCAGAAGCUCACAGACCUGCAACUACAAGUUUGACAAUGAGAACAAACACAUGACCUCUGGCUCCUGCACUGAGAACCACAUCCUCAUUCCCUACUCUCACAAGGGAGAAUAUGGAGUUACCAAUGUUGGAAAACAAGAACUGACUCUGGUUCAGGUCUCUCCUCACGAUCAAAGGAUCUUUUACCGCGGCGACAUUUUCAAGGGUCUUUUCAUGGAGGCUGUCGAGGACAAGAGUGUUGUCCAGGAUAAAGACGCAGGUCUGAACCUCCUGAGAGAACUAGACAGUCUGCCCGAGACCGAGGGAGAGAGGAGGGCCCACCUCUUCCACAAGCUUGUCAGCGUGGUCCGUGGAAUGAAGACCGAGACCCUGAGUACUGCCAUUCCUGAGGCUCUUGCGGUGUCCCGUGUCCUGACCUACCAGGUUCUGGUCCAGUGUGGAACCCCUGAGUGCAGCAGCGCCAUCAUGCAGAUCCUCAGGACUUUUGACAGCUCCUCCCUCGAGGUCGAUGCCAGUGUUUUUGCUAUGGGACUCGUGUCCAACCCCUCUGCCCUCCUGAUCAAUGACAUGCUCGAGAUGGCCAAAUACAAGCCCAGCAAGCCCAUCAUGUAUGCGCUGAGCAAUGUUGUCAAGAGGUUUUACAAAGCUGAAAAAAAACUGAUCCCUGAGAUUUACUCUGUUGCUGAGUUCAUGGCUGCCAAGUUGGGUGACUGCUCUGGUGACGAGGACAACACUUUUAUGACAUUGAGAGUUAUUGGAAACAUGGCUCCAGCUCUGGUAUCUGCUGGUCCUGCACUCAGAUCUGCUGUGAUCCAGUGUGUGAACCAACCUGCUGCUGCCCCGACUGUGCAGCAGGCUGCGGUCCAAGUGUUCAGGCUGACUCCCGUCCCCGAGGAGGGCAGAGAGGUUCUCAUGCAGGUGCUUUUGGACAGUGCCAGCCCCAUGCAAAAGCGCAUUGCUGCAUAUCUGGUACUUAUGAAGGACCCUCAGCCCGCUGAACUGACCCAGCUGGUUGACGCCUUGCCCAAUGAGCAGGACAAACAAGUCAAGAGCUUUGUGAUCUCCCACAUUACCAACAUUUUGUCCUCAACUGAGCCACAGACCCAAGAACUGGGACAGAAGAUUCGUGAUGCCCUGCAGGGUAAUGAGGUCGGGCCCAACAUGGACCCCAUCAAGUUCUCUCGCAACUACAAGAUCGGAUCUGUGGAGGGCAACAUGAUCUUUGAGGGAACCAGCUAUCUGCCCAAGGAGGUCAUGCUUGAAAUGACUCUGAAGGCUUUUAGCUACGACAUGAUGGAGAUUGGUAUGGAGGGCAAAGGACUUGAGCCAACCGUUGAUGCCCUGUUUGGAGAGAACGGCUUCUUCCCCGACACUGCCCUGAAGACAAUGUACAUCAUUUCUGACAACAUGCCCCUCAGAGUCAACGAGAUCCUGCAGAACAUGCUGCCUGCUCUGAAGAACGGCAGAAUGAAGAGACAGGCCUCCCAGAACCUGAUGAGGGAGAUCGGACGCAACCUCAACAAACUCGUGAGGGAAAUGAAGACGGCACCGUCUCCAGAGGCGAUGGUUUAUCUGAGACUUUUGGGAAAUGAGCUGGGUUAUAUGAAGACCAAUGAAAUCACAGAGAUGGUCUACUCUGCUGCCAUGACGAUUGACAGCAUGUUCAAGAUGUUCCCGACUGAUAUCAUGAAGGCACUGAUGACAAAGGCAGACAACACAUUCUUUGCCCACUACAUCUUCAUGGAUAAUGAAUUUUUCCUGCCUACUCUCACUGGUGUGCCUCUGAGGAUUGCACUGUCUGGUACUUUCACCCCUGGUAUCAAGGGUGGAAUUAAGAUAGCUCCUGACAUGAGCAAAGUUACCUUCAUGCCCUCCGCUGGCAUUGAGUUUGUAUCCCAGAUUGGUUCCUGCAUCCCUGAAUAUGUCAACUCUGGAUUAGAGAUGCACACCAACUUUUUCCACGAGAGUGGGCUCAGUGCCAAGAUCUCCAUGGAACCUGACAAUGUCAAGCUGACCAUUCCUGCUCCAAUGAGUCCUACAAAGUUCAUCAAGAUGACAAACACUCUGGUGGCAGUGACUGGAUCAGAGGUGAAGACCAUUCCCCCGAUGGUGAUGGACCAGGUUGAUGUUAGUGAGUGCACUCCCGUCUUCGCUGGAAUGAAAUACUGCACCGCUCUGCAGUACACUGAUGCUUUCUCUCAGGGGACAGCCCCCUACUUCCCCAUCACCGGAGACAGCAAAUUUGCUGUGGAGUUCCAUCCGACUGGUGAAGUCACCGAGUACACAGCCACUGUUGCCUACGAGCUCCUCAGGGAGGGAGAAGAGGGCCGGCAGAAGGUUGACUCUGUGAAGUUUGUUCUGAGGGCUGAAGGUGCAGAGCCCACUGAAGCCAGAGCAAUGAUGAAAUAUAACAGAAGAAAGAAUGUCAUCACGGCUGACAUCCAGAUCCCCGACUACGAUGUGGAGGCUGGACUCAGGCUGGGUGUUGUCGAUGGAAACACCAAGGGCAAAGGAACUCACUCCAUCUCUCUUGACUUCAUCAACAAGAACAUCCCUCAGCUGUCCCUGGUUGGCCGUGCCAAUCUGAAGGCCAUGAAGGAAGGUAUGCUGCAAGUCCAACUUCUUGUCCCCUCAAUCAAAGCUGAUGCCACCGUCACAGCUAACAUGAAACGUGAUGAAGAAUUGGAAUUGGAGGUUAAGAGUGAAAUCAUGGUCAUGGACGCCACCUCUGAGCAGAAAAUCACAAUGAAAUACGAUGACAGCAAAAUUGAGGUUGAAUUAGAGUCGGAUGUGAACUCCGAGCUCUCGGACAUCCUUCCAUACAUUGACGAGAUGAAAAAGUAUGGUAAUGAUGUUCUUGACAUGCGGGUAGGGGAGACUGACAUGACAGCCCAUCAAUUCCUCAAGGCAUUUGUGGAGGCAACAAACAACCACAUGGAAAGCUACGGUGCUGAUAUCCCUUACAUUGAGAACUUCAGAGUGCCUGAUAUUUCUGAGAUUUCACUGCCAGAGACACUGUUCCUCAAAACUGAGGCAAAGGUCGUCUACCACUUCAACAAUGAGCGCUUCACCAUUACUAUCCCUCUACUUCUUGGAGGAAAGUCGACAGAAGAGCUUAACUUCCCACCAGCUUUGACCACACCGAGUUUGUCUCUACCCCAGUUUGGACUGGAGAUCGUCUCCAUGGAGAUCCCCAUCCCAGAGCUCGUUGUCCCUGAGAGCCUCACUCUGUCCAUUCCUCUUUUUGGCAAAGCUGAGGUUUCAACUCAGAUAAAGAGCAACCUAUAUGACAUGGAGGCCUCAAUGGCUGCCGGCAAAGAUGUUGUGGAGACACCAAGCUACUCGGCUAAGUUUGAUGUGAAAGGAACCUCCCCACUGGACAUCCUCUCAAUAAAAGUUGAAGGAUCUGGGAUGUUGGCCACAACUGAUUCCAUCAAGGCCCAUUUAAAAAGCUCUUUGUCUCAUAAAUUCCUUGAAGCCAGUGUUAGUAUUGUUGAGGAUGUAACCAUCACAGACAAAAUCAACUUGAAAUCAAGCUGCAAGAUUGAAGCCAAAAGCCCAUUUGGUCUCAAUAUUGCAUUAGAACACACUGGCAUGACUGCAAUCAACACGGAAGAAAUCUCUGCUGAUAGCAACUUUGACGGAAGGUUCACAUCUGGACCCAUGUAUGGCACGACCAUAGCGACUCAGUCAUUCGCCAUCUUCCCAUUCAGGCAAGAAGCAAAACUUGAUUCUACUGUUCAGUUUGACUCCACCAUUGUUAAGGCCCAGAACACAAUUGCAGCAAGCCUUGCCGAUGGUGAAUUCUCAGUUGUGUCUAACACCAAUGCUUUUGAAGACAUCUUGACCCAUGUUGCUGAGCUUUCCUUCAAAGACAGCAAGCUGUCACUGAAAUGUGAUGCAAAUGCCAUUGCUCUUGGCAUGAAGAUCCACAACCAGGCUGAAGCCUCUGCUGGUGCCAAUGAAGUCAUUGUGAAAAUGGAGACAAAUGCGGACCACUCUGAAAACCGUGUUUACUCUCUGCUGACUGCCUCUCUUAAUGUCAAUGGUCUGGAUGUAAAUAGCGAUGCCACCAUAAUGCUCCUUGAGAAUGAGGCUACUCACAAGGCUACUCUGAAAAUGAACAAGGACGGUUUGACCACAAGUGGAACAACCACCCUCCAGAGCCCUCUGUCCCUGGAAAACACCUUCAAUGCUGGGCUUGAUGCUUCGAGAGCUACUCUAUCCAUUACCAACAAGGCUGCAAUGCGUGACAUCAAGGUUGAUAAUGCCAACACUCUGACCAUUACUCUCUCUAGCCUUGACUUCAACUCAAAGGCUGAAGCCACCGCCAGUGAGUAUGCAUCUUACACUCAUGAUAUCACCAUUGACCUGAAACCCUACACUGCCUCUGCAAAUGUCAAUAACAACCUGAAUCUUCUGGCGGCCAACUUCAUUAAUGAGGCUCAGCUGCAGGCAGAGCUUUACAAGAUGGACCUGACUGGAAGUCUGAAAGCAAUCUAUGGUGAGGAAGAGAUCAAGCACACCUAUCAGAUAAAUUAUGCUGAUAUGACGGCUAACGCAAAGUGCAGCACCACUGGAAAACUCUUUGGAACUCACAUGAGCCACAACACCGAGCUUGAGGUCGUCGGUCUUGCUGCCAGGAUCACUAAUGAUGCCCGCUUCAACUCACAGCCAAUGCGCUUUGACCACACCAUCCGUUGCAGCGUUGUUCCUUUUGAUUUCAACCUUGAUGCCAUUUUCAAUGCUGAUGGAGACAUGACAAUGUAUGGAAAGCAUAGUGCCCAGCUCUAUGGCAAGUUCCUCCUUAAAGCACAACCCCUUGCGUUUGCUAGCUCACAUGAAUGCAGAGCAUCAGUAAACCAGCAGCUAGAUACCGGUUUCGCCCUUGAGACGAUUAUUGACAACAACAUUGAUACUGUUCUGUCACCCCAAGAGCAGAAGACCAGUUUUAGAAUGAAGUCUAAAUUGAAUGAACACAUUUUCAACCAGGACAUGAGUGUUUACAACACUGCUGAGAGAACUGGAAUUGAGGUUUCUGGCAAAAUCCUCACAAACAUCCUCAACAUAGACUCCAUGGAGAACCAGGAAUUUGCCAUUUCUGGCUUCCUCAAGUAUGACAAGAGCACAAAUAGUCACAUAAUUCAGUUUCCUAUGAUUGAAAGUCUUUCUACUUUCUUGGAAAGCAUCAAGGGUGUUGUUGUGCGUGUUGCAGAGGCAUUGCAAGACUAUAUCAAUAAUGAGGAGAUAAGGGCUAAACUUGAAGCUCUUCCCCAGUAUGUAAGUGACUUUGUUUCUCAACUGAAUAUAGAAGGAAAGGUUGAUCAGCUGAUGCAGUAUUUCAAUGAUUUUACCGAAAACUAUGUCAUCUCCGUGGAGGAUGUGGAAGCUUCUUUGAGGAAUCUGAAGGUUUCUGUUGAGAAACUGCUGGCUGAUCUCACUGUUUACAUCCAACACUUUGCCGGUAUGGUGAAAGAGAUUAUUGUUAGUGGCACCCUCCCUGAAACCCUCAUUCAGAACAUCCAGGAACAGCUGAAUGCCAUCAAUGAGGAGUAUGACAUCCAGGCAGUGGUUGUGUAUGUGAUUGAUACCAUGAGGGAGAUGAUCCAGCAGAUUGACUUGGAAAAACUCAAGGGCAGCAGCAUCGCAUUCCUGCAUGAUAUCGAUGCCAAGUAUGAAAUCAAGGCCAAACUACAGACAAUCAUAAGUGAUAUGAAACAAAUAAUUGAGACCUUUGACCUUCAAAAAUUCAUUGUUGAGCUGAAGGAGUACAUUUCAUUCAUCAACUUUAAAGCUCACAUUGAGACACUAGUGAGUCAGAUCCCCACAGAGAUUUUCAGCGAUAUAACCGAUUACAUCAAUGAAAAGAUUCAGGACCUUGACAUUCUAGGUAAGAUCGACACAUUUUAUGCCAAGUUGAGAGACUUGAUCGUAAAGUUUGAGGCUGACAAAAAGGUUCAGGCUGUCUUGGAAAAGGUUGCGGAGCUCAUCAAGCAGUUCAGAAUUGAGGUAACUAUCAGGACUGUAGCCAACAUGGUGAAGGACGCAGACAUCCCUACCAAAUUCAUGCAAGUCUUCCAGGGUGCUAUCAACUACUUGAAAACAACUGAGAUUGAGGAUGUAAUUUCACAGUUGAAUUUAUAUAUCGGCAUUAUUGAGGAGAAAAUUAAUUCAUUGGAUUAUAAUGACUUUGUGGAUUACAUCAAUGAAAUGAUAGCUAAGUACACUACUCAUGUGAACGACCUGAUCAGGUCUCUUGAAAUCCCCCAGAAACUUGAGGCAACAAGAAAUUUUGCCAACUUUGUCUUAUCGUCUGUUAGGGGUACUUUGGAACAAGUGAGAGAAAUUAAUGUGAAGGAUAUCUUUAACCAGGUUUUGUUAAAUAACAUGAAGGGAUUUGCUGAAAUUAUAAAGCAGGAAAUUGAAAAACUGGAUGUUAAUGCUAAAAUGACCUCUUAUCUGCAGUUGGCAAGGAAGGGCUAUACUGAUUUCAUAACCAUUGCCACUGAUAUGCUCACCAAUAUUGUUGAGAUCAUUAAGAAGGUGGCACCUCAGCAAAAAAUUGUCAGUGAGAUAUCGCAGAUCAUUGAGGGGCUCAUUACUGGACUGAAGACAGCCGAGCUGAACUUGCCAUCCUUCACCCUUCCUCUCACUGAUCUUGUUGUGCCUUCCAUGAAGUUCAGCAUAGAUAAGCUUCACCAGUUUGAAAUCCCAACACAGUUGGACAUCCCAGAGUUCACUAUCAUGGGCUUCUACACUGUGCCAGCCACCGUCAUCUCAACAAAUGAAAUCAAGCAGAGAAUCGUUGACUUAAUUGAUUUCAUUCUCAACCUCGAGAUGAAGAUGUUUGAUAUGGGUGCUUCCUUUGGAGACCUGACUGUGAACUACCUUCCUGCCCUGCCUGAGUUUUCACUUCCUGAGAUUACCGUACCCGAGUUUUCCUUCCCCGCUCUUCCUCAUGUUCCAGCAGAGAAACUUGUCAAGACUCUCCAACUCCCAACAUUUAAGCUGCCAGUCAUUCCUAGUGAGAUCAGAAUCCCAGGAUUUGGUAAACUGAGUUAUGAGAUAAAAGUCAACUCCCCCAUCUACACUAUUAGGAAUGCUGCUGAAGUCCAGAGCUCUCUUGAUGUAGAUGAUACUCCUCAGCUGACAGCUUUUCUGACUUCCCAAGGGACAUCUCUUAGCUUUGAAAUCCUUAACUUCAACCUGGAUUCCACUGCUCGUAUUGCUGUUCCCGAGGGAUAUCGUGUGAUUGCUGCUGAGACCCUUAAGUUCACUCACGAUUGUCUUGUGUUGGACCACCAAGCAUCUGUGACAUUUAAUGACUUCUCAGCCCAGGCCUCAGCCAAGACCACAGUCAAGGCCACCACAGCACCUUACAAUGCUGAGCUUUUAAAUGAAGUAUUCUUAGCUACCAAGGAUGGUUUAUCUGCCACUAUUAACACUUCCUAUAAACAUGUGCUCAACCUACCCGUCAUGGGCCUCACUGGUGAGACAUCUGCAACUCAAAAAGCUGUGGCCCGCCAGGAAGGUACCUCUAUUACAAUAACUGUUGGAAAUCAGGGUACUACCACCUUCAACUCUCAUGACAGUACCCACAAGAGUGACCUGGAAGUCACUGUCAAUCCAAGUACACUCAAGCUGACCUUCAGUAGUGACACAGAUACAGUCCUUUUGAAGAUGAAACAGACCCUGAGUGCUGACUUUGUCAUCUUCAGCUAUUUCAAGGUUGAUAUUCGCUCUGAAGCAGAAGGCCCUACAUUCAAAAACAACCUUCUAGUGGGAUCAGCUAAUGCCAAUCUGCAAGACAUGAACCUUGAGCUGAAGGCAACCCAUAGCACAGAUUUAAUUGGUGUUGUCAAUGGAGCCCUAUACAAUAUGAUCGAUGUUGCUCUCAGUCCCGGAGAGGUUGUGUUCAGCUUUAAGAAUAAGGGCAACACCAAAGUCAAUUUCAAUGAUGCUCUUACUGUCAAAAUUGAUCUGCAAAAUGAUUACUCCGCAACACUUAGGCCCGACACGCAACACUUGAACACUGUAGCUCUGGCCCGUUUUAAUCAGUACAAACUGUUCGGGAACUUCACUGUAGACAACAAUGAGAAAGAGGCUGCCGUCCUCGCUGCUGUAGAGGGGGAAGCAAACCUUGAUUUCCUGACUAGACCCCUCAGCAUUCCUGAGAUUUAUAUUCCAUUUGUUGACAAACAUACCCCAGCUAUUAGUGAUCUUGACUUGUAUGACCAAACUGGGCUGAAACGCAUUUUGACUACCACUGAGCAGACUGUUGACGUCAACGCCAAGAUUGUUUACCAGAAAAGCCAGGCUGCUCCCCUUGAUAUGAUGGGUCUGAUCCAGAUUCCCUCUGUGGGUAACCUCAUCACAGAGCUGUCCUUCAAGUCUGCCAUCCUUAAUCUGAAUGUCAAUGCUGGACUGUAUGCUGAGGAUGAUCUUGUGUUCCGUCUGGGAGCUACCACAGCCUCCGUGUUUGAGGGUCUGAAAGCCAAACUUGAUGGCACCACCAGUCUGACCACCAAGAGAGGAAUCAAGUUGGCCAAUUCCCUGUCCCUUGAACAUCGUCACAUUGAAGGCACUCAUGACAGCACCUUCAGUAUGAGUACCGAGACUUUCGAAACUGCCGUCUCUGUGGCUACAGUUGCAAAGAUUGCCCUGCCUAUACUCAACCUGGAGGUAAACCAAAAUUUAGUUGCUGACACCAAAACCAAAGCAAAUGCUGUCUCUACCUUGAGGAUGAAGGGUGAUUUCAACCUCCCUGUGAUCAAGGCUGUUGGAAAGGCCGAUGCAGACCACAGUCUGAAAAUUGAGGGAAGCUUUAAGUAUGUUUCCAUGGAGUCAUCUACUAAGACCAACAUCGACGGCACAGUGCUUGAAGACUGUCUAAUUUUGGGACUCCUGGAUAAUGAAGUUAAUCUGUACCUGAAUAACGAUGGCCUACGCUCCACCUCCAAGAUUAUUACUGACGCCAAAUUAAACUAUGGUACCACCAAAGUCAUUAGCAUGGAUGUAAAUGAAAAUCUUGCUGUUGAGGCCUCCCUGAGCCGUGUGUAUGCCGUGCUGAAGUAUACUAGCAACAAUGAGGCAAACCUGUUUAGUUUCAACACCAAUGGGAAGCAUCUUGUCCAGGCUACCAUUGAUCUUGCCCCAACAUCUUCCUUGACUGCUGAUAUUGAGAUUGACAUAUCUCAGCCAAGCACCCUGGGUGACCUCUCCAUCUUUGAGAAGAUUGUUGCUGAAGUGACAGCCGCCAAGCAGAAGAUCUCUACCGAUGGCAAAUUGGUCAGCCCACUGUACACCACGAACGUGGCAACUGACGUAGAGGGCAAAGCUCCUGUCUUCAAAGUCAACUUCAGGUCUUCUGCCUCCUCUGCCUUUGUCUUCUUGGAAUAUGACCUGGACUCUCCCAUUACCAUAACCUUUGAAGAUGCUGGCGUAAGCCUGACUGGGAAGGCAGUUUUCACCCAUGCCGAUCUGACCAUGGACAUUCAACACGCUCUUUCCCAUACACCGAGCGACUCCCGUUUCAUGCAGAAUGUGGACAUAACCAGCCCUGCCUUCACUGACAUGAACUUGCGUUAUGCUGUCCGCAAAGAUGGAAUCAGCGCCACAAUUUCAAUCCCAUCUACUGGCUUUCUGGGUCUUCAGCUCCAGGGCAGGGCCCCAUCGCAGAUGAACGCCAGGCUCUAUGGCCGUUAUGCUUCUGAACCUGGGAAGGAUGUUGAUAUCUUCGCAAUCAGAGCUUCUGCCAAGGACGCUAAUAAAAUGAAUCUGAAUAUGGUCUUCAACAUGGAGGCCCCCGACAUCUUGCUCAGCGGACUACAAGAAAGACUUCCUGCCAUCACCUCUUGUUUGUCUAGCUUUGCUGAGAAAUACCAACUGUUCAAACAUGCUGCUCAGCUCAAGGAUAUUAUCAUUUACUAUAUUGAGGAGGCCCACAACAUUGCAAACAACCAUGCCCCACAUCUGAGCCAGGUGUCCAUCCUCUUUAGAAACACCGUUGUUCAGUACCAGAAGACUUUUCAGGUCUUCCUGGAUAAUGCCAUCAAGGUCCUGAGGGAGAUCCAGGUCAAACUGCCCGGCUCUGAUGAGAUGAUCCCUCUCAUUGAGGUGCUCAAUAAGCUCACCAUCAGCAUUACUACUAUGCUACAAAAGGCAAUGCAACUGGUGGCUGUUAAUGUAGAGGACUUUUUCAGUGCCGUGUUUGGCAUGUUCAGAAAAAUUCAGGUUAGAAUGCCCAUUGGUGAUGUCAUGGCUGGAGCCAAAAUCAUUGACAAGAUUAAGGAGUCGGUAAAGACUACGUCUACUACUGUUGUAGAUCACCUGAAGCAGAUGGAGAGUCUAGACAUGUUCCUGGUGAAACUGGGUGACGCCUUAAAAUUCCUUGUUGACAAAACUCAGGACUUUGUUGACAACACCUUAAAGUCUGAUGUCCUUGAUGCCAUCGCCGUCUACAUUAAUGCUCUCUAUGACAAGCAAGUAAGCUUAAUGAAAUCACUCACCAACUAUGCAAGCACAGCUGUGGACAUCAGGUCUAUAAAUGGCGCCAUUAAUUACAUUCUGGAUGUUUUCAGAUCUGUAGUGAAUACAUUUCACCACACCGUUACUGACUAUCUGCAGCAGGCUCCUGCUCAAUACAGGUCUUAUAUAAAAGUUAAGGGCAGGAAGCUUGAGAUUAGUCUUUGAUUCGUCCCCUCACCAAUACGCUAAAAUAUUGAAAUGCUACUCCUUGAAUUGCUUCAGUAUUAUCUAAAGAUAGAUGUGUAAAUGUUCAAAAGAUAAAAUCACAAAAA
Molecule: messenger RNA, 11465 nt
Organism: Sebastes umbrosus (honeycomb rockfish)
Lineage: Eukaryota; Metazoa; Chordata; Actinopteri; Perciformes; Sebastidae
Product: apolipoprotein B-100-like
Exons: 28
Coding region: 1-11358 (3785 amino acids)
Biological process (GO): triglyceride mobilization; cholesterol homeostasis; lipoprotein transport
Cellular component (GO): very-low-density lipoprotein particle; mature chylomicron; low-density lipoprotein particle
Molecular function (GO): cholesterol transfer activity; low-density lipoprotein particle receptor binding
Source: RefSeq, a predicted model, not a curated record